Molecule: messenger RNA, 3559 nt
Organism: Sardina pilchardus (European sardine)
Lineage: Eukaryota; Metazoa; Chordata; Actinopteri; Clupeiformes; Clupeidae
Gene: inpp5ja
Product: phosphatidylinositol 4,5-bisphosphate 5-phosphatase A
Exons: 13
Coding region: 81-2585 (834 amino acids)
Biological process (GO): phosphatidylinositol dephosphorylation; negative regulation of peptidyl-serine phosphorylation
Cellular component (GO): cytoplasm; plasma membrane; ruffle
Molecular function (GO): phosphatidylinositol-3,4,5-trisphosphate 5-phosphatase activity; phosphatidylinositol-4,5-bisphosphate 5-phosphatase activity
Source: RefSeq, a predicted model, not a curated record
GGUCGUCCGUACAAGGCUGCGUGAUGUGGACGCCUCUGUAGCGGGACAAUCGCACCGGUGGAGAGAGGCAGGACAGGUUGAUGGAUCCAAUGCAGCCGAACCAAAGCUGCUCGUUCUCCACGAGACUCUCUGACCCCUUCAGCGUAGCCAUGUCUCCAGCCUCGGGGCUCUCCAGCCUGCCCCCACCCAGCUUCUGCCCGGCGCCUGUCCCAAGGACACAGCAGCAGGCCGCUGCCAGGGCCAUGGGGCUCUCCCCGGAGGCUGCCGAGGUGGCCGGUGCGGAGCUGUGCCUGCCCCCUCCGGUCAGCAUCAGCCGUCCGCGGCCCACGGCCCUGGGGAUGGGCUCGGCCGCCGGCAAGGCCCUGAAGAACCCCGAGUCCAUCCCCAGGCCCAAGGCCUCGGUGUCGCCGCUGGGCUCCCUGGGCCACACGCCGAUGACCCCCGAGUCCUCGCAGCCCCUGGCUCCUCCGAGUUCCCGUAGCCCGCAGGCCAACAGGAGCCCGCAGGCCAGCAGGAGCCCGCAGCAGAUGUCCCCGUCCCAGACCGCCCUCAUCCCUCCCCCGAGCAACGCCACGUUCCCCCACAUCUCGUCUCAGCCCGGUGCCGGGGUCGCCCCGGCCAGGAACCUGCCCGCCCAGCCCAGCAUCAGCCCUCCGCCUGGCCCACAGCCCAAACCCGGUCAUUCGUACCUCGGCUCUCAGCUCAGGGUCAGUCCCGAACCGCAGUCUUCGCUCUCAGAGGGCACCAAGGGGAGGACGGACAAAGCCGGCAUGGACGCGGAUGAUUUCAGGGUCCAAAUCGUCACAUGGAAUGUAGGAUCAGCUGUGCCUCCUGACGACAUCACUUCCUUGUUUGGGCCCAAUCUGAGCAGCGGCACUAUAGACAUGUUCGUCGUGGGGCUGCAGGAGAUGAACUCGAUGAUCAACAAGCGCCUCAAAGACGUGCUGUUCACCGACCAGUGGAGUGAUCUGUGCAUGGAGACCGUCAGUCGCUUUGGUUACGUGCUGGUGACGUCUCAGCGCAUGCAGGGGGUCCUGCUGUUGGUCUUCUCCAAGUUCUGCCACCUGCCCUUCCUCAGGGGGGUCCAGACCCAGAGCACUCGCACAGGCCUGGGGGGCUACUGGGGUAAUAAGGGUGGAGUGAGUGCGCGGAUGAUGGUGUUUGGCCACCCGGUCUGCUUCCUGAACUGCCACCUGCCGGCGCACAUGAGGAACCUGGAGCAGCGCAUGGAGGACUUCGAGAGCAUCCUACAACAGCAGCAGUUCGAGGGCGGCACGGCGCCAGGGGUGCUGGACCACGACGUGGUAUUCUGGUUUGGUGACCUGAACUUCCGCAUUGAAGACUAUGAUAUUCAUGUGGUGAAGAGUGCCAUUGACAACAGCAAGCUGUCUCUACUCUGGGAGCGAGAUCAGCUCAACAUGGGCAAAAACAGUGAGCCUAUUCUGGAAGGUUUUAUGGAGAGUCCACUCAACUUCCCUCCGACCUACAAGUUUGAUGUGGGAACUCAUACAUACGACACAAGCGCUAAGAAGAGGAAGCCAGCGUGGACCGACCGCAUCCUGUGGCGCCUCCGUCGGACCGGUUCGCCAGUGCCGUCCCACAAUGCAAAUCUGCAGCGCGGGCUGACGUCCUGGCUGGGUGGGGUUACCAGGGUGACGCAGCACUCCUACCGCAGUCACAUGGGGUUCACCAUCAGCGAUCACAAGCCUGUUUCUGCCAUCUUCUCUCUACAUUUUCCCUUCAGGGUCAAUGUGCCUUUAGUAACACUUGAAGUUGAGAAGGAGUGGACUAAAGUGUCAGAUGCAACUGUGCAAUUUGAGGUGUACUCAACCUUCCAGAGAAGCUCCUGGGACUGGGUGGGCCUCUAUAAGGUGGGGUUCAAACAUCAUAAAGACUAUGUGGCAUAUGUGUGGGCCAAGUCUGAUCAUCUGCCUCAGGUAACUUUUGCAGAGGAAGAUCUGCCCAGGGAGGCCGGAGAAUACAUCUUGGGAUACUAUAGCCACAACAUGAACAGCAUUGUGGGAGUGACGGAGCCCUUCCAGGUGCACCUGCCCGUGGUGAGCCCGCCGGCCGCGGCGCCCGCCGCCCACUCCGAGAGCUCGGACGAGAGCUCCGAGGACGACAGCACGCUGGUGCUGCUGGCGCCCAGCUCCUCGCGCAGCCCCAGCCCGGGGACGCGCUCGGGCAAGCGCUCCCACCACCACCACCACCACCAGCGCCGCCAGCGCAGCCGCAGCCCCGCCGUGCCGCCGCCGCGGUCCGCCGCCUCCCUCUCCGCCGCCUCGCCGCUGCCCGGCCUGCAGAGCCUCAGCCUGAGGCCCCGCGACUCCCACACGCGCAGCCCCUCGCCGCGCGCCCCCCCCAAAUCCGGCUCCUCGUCCGCCUCCUCCUCCUGCGCCUCCAAGAAGGAGCGGCUGGUGUGCCAGGACAGCUCCCCCUCCCCCUGCUCGCCCAUCAGCCCCCUGAGCCCACGCAGCCCCGUGUCCCCCCGCGGUGGAGCCGUCACCACCCCGGAGGCGCUCAUCGUGGCCAUGCUGGGGCCGGCCCAGGUGCCCCCUGGUCCAGCUGCAGACGCAGGCUUAUGAUGGGAGCCUCUGGCCCCCCUCCCCACCCCCACCCCCCCCAUCCCAAUCCCCAGCCUUUCCAGCACUCAGACUGCAAAACAUGCUCAUGCUAACUGUUCCUCCUCAUGUCAGUUUCAAAUAUAUUGCUAUAUAUUUUUUCUACUAUGCAAAUUAAAUAUAUGUGCAAUAUAUUUAGAGAGUAUAUAUAUAUUUUUCCUUUGGAGAGGCUUUAAGGCCUGCUGGGGACCUCUGCUGCUGAUCCUGACCCAAGGACAGCAAGGCUUCUCUAGUGCGGUAGUGUCGCCCAGUGUCUGGUGUGGUCAUAUUGUUUGGGCGUUGUGGUAUACUUUCAGUCGGAAUGCCCACAAGCACUCAAACCAAUUUAUCUGAAUGUUGUGCAAUGAAAAGAGUUUGAGAUUUCUUCAACACAUUUGGAAAGCUUGUUGCUUCAGGACUACUGAUUGAUGACAUACUUUCAGCAAUUCAUGGCACUUGAUAUUAAGUAUGUUCAGCACCUACGACCACAUAGUGUGGACACUGAAUCCAUGUGUGUAUGUGUGUGUGUGUGUGUGUGUGUGUGUGUGUGUGUGUGUGUGUACAUGUGUUUGAGAGAUUUUCUGUUUCAAAAUUGUAUGUGUUAAAAAGCAUCUAUUUGUUCUAGUCAUGUCAUGUGUCAUGAUAAUAUAUGUUAACAUAGGCAACAGUGCCCUGCUUUACUGAAACACAGUACUUCUCCCCAACAGCCUUCUAUAGGAAUGGAUGUGAUCACUGAGGCUGAAUGUACAGCUAGAUAUGUCGUAACCUGACCACCUCAGACUUGUGCUCAUUUGUGUUAGAAUGUGGCUAUAUACACUCUCUGUGCCUGUUUGGGUUAGGUAUGGCUUUUGUGUGGCAGUUUUGUGACUCGUGUGCAUCAGGCAUUACACUCUGUGGGGCAGAUGUGUUAAGUGUUCAAUGGAGAGGGACUGUGGACACAGCCGAAUAAAAUGACCACU